CUCUCUCCAUUUUUUUUCCCCUUAAAUUUGUUUGUGUUAGGGUUUUGGAUGCGAUUUAGCACGAAAAUUAAGGGUGACCGAGGUGCCGGAAAUCGCUGCCGGAGUUGAAGAAUUCCAUCUCUCUUUCUCUCUUCCCUUUGCGGAGGCUCUCCAUUUUGUCUGUGAUCGAAGUCAGGGCUUUUUCUCCUUUUUGUUAUCUGCUUCUUUGUCAUACCCCCAUCCGACAUCUGGACUAUCUGCCAAGGAGAUUGUUCUUAUGGCUAGCAAAGCGACACCAGACUUCAUAUUUGACCAGGGCGUAUACUAUCCUCCUGCUGCCAACUACUAUGGGUAUUACUCUACAGGAAUUGAAUCACCUGGCGAAUGGGGUGACCACAAUAGGUUUUUUGUUUUAGAUGGUCAAGAUCACCAUUACUCGGGUGUGCAGGCUGAAAGUUUGCCAUAUGUAUAUUUUACACCUAGUUAUGGAUACGCACAAUCUGAUUACAACCCUUACAAUCCUUUUAUACCUGGUGCUGUCAUAGGAGCUGACAGCCCAUUUAUAGGAACACAACAGUACUUCACCAGCCCCACUUAUCAGCAACCUGUUUCUUCAAGUCCUUAUGUUCCAAUCAUUCUUCAGUCUAGUUCUGAUAUUGUCCCAAAGGAUACUUCAGAGCCUCUAUUAGUCAGUCCUGUUGCAACAGUUGCUAGCAAGUGUUAUAUUGAAGGUGCAAAAUGUGCACUUCCACAAGCACCUGCAGGAAAAGCUGUCACUUCUCAAAGGGUUGCUUUAGGGAAUUCAUUGUCGGAAACUUCAUCCCAACAGUUUCAUGCCCCAGGUAACUUAUCAGAAGGGCAAGUAGAUAACAUGCCACCAAGUAAGCAGUCUGCAUCACAUGGAAGCAUGUUGCCGAGUAAUCUUCCUCACGUAACCCAGUCUCAGGGUAGAAAUUCUUCUGGUUCAGUUCAAGCAACAGAUAACUUCUCAUGUGAGAGAGUUUCUCCUGUUCAAAAUUCAUUAAUAGGUGACAUGUCAGCUAGCAAUGCCCUCAACAAAUUUGGGUCCAAUGUUUGUAAGUGGGCCACUGUUGAUAAGUUCAGGCCAUGUUUUCAGUCAAAUGGGUUCUUAUAUAAUGGCAGGGGAAGCUCAUCUAUGUUGAAUGAGCAAGAUCAGGGCCCCAGAACGGACAAGGGAAGAGGUCAAUGGACUUCCAUCACUGUCAAAUCCUACACAACAAAAGUGGCUGUUAGUGAUUCGCAGGGAAACAUCGUCAUUAAUGUUGAUCAAUAUAACAGGGAUGACUUUCCAGUGGAAUAUCCAGAUGCCAAAUUCUUUGUCAUUAAAUCUUACAGCGAGGAUGACGUGCAUAAGAGCAUUAAAUAUAAUGUAUGGUCAAGCACUCCCAAUGGAAACAGGAGGCUGGAUAGUGCAUAUGAAGAUGCUCAGAAAUUAUCUGUGGGGAAGCCGAAACAGUGCCCUGUAUUUCUGUUCUUCUCUGUUAAUGCAAGUGGGCAGUUUUGUGGUGUCGCUGAGAUGACAGGCCCUGUUGAUUUUCACAAGGACAUGGAUUUCUGGCAGCAAGAUAAAUGGACUGGUAGCUUCCCUGUCAGAUGGCACAUAAUAAAGGAUGUACCAAACUCUAGUUUCCGGCACAUCAUAUUAGAGAACAAUGAAAACAAACCUGUAACUCAUAGCAGAGAUACACAAGAGAUAACUUAUAUUCCAGGCAUGAAUAUGCUCAAAAUAUUUAAAAGUGGUCCCCUGAAGGGAUCGAUACUCGAUGACUUUAUUCACUAUGAAGAGCGGGAACAGGUUACACGGGAAGAAAAAUCCAGACUUCUCAGAAGAAAAUACAACUCUUCUCUCUUUGUACCUGCAUUUGUCCCUAAAAACAUAUUUAAUGGUUCUGUCAAUCAGCCACCAGCAGCAGAUGACAUCCAACGAGAUGAAAUUGUCACCCAAUUUGUGAAAGUGGACGAAAAACCAGUUGACAAUGAGAUUCCAAAGAAUGAUGAAAUACAAAUGAAUCGUAAGGUCAGUCAGCCUCUCAAUGUGGAUAGUGAACAGCCAGUUGGUACAGUGAAGCAGCAUAUGACAGCAGAUGGAAAAGAAGACAAACAACCAAGUAGUAUAGUUGAUCAGCCCAGAAUAUUGGAAGGAAAGCAACAAAAUGUUACAGCCAAUAAGCUUCCUAAACUCAAUGCAAAACAAUUACCUGAUUUAGCCAUUCAGCCCUUUAAAGCAGUUGACAAGCAACAGAGUAGUACAGUUGAUUCUCCAAAAACAGAUGCAAGACAAGUAAACUGUACAGUCAGUCAAUCUUUAAAAGCUGAUCGCAAACAACCAAAUGUUACAAAUGAUCAGCAUUCAAAUUGGGAUAGGAGACAACUAAGUUAUUCUGUUCAUCCUCCUAAGGCAGAUGAAAAGAGAUUGAAUGGUACACAUGUUAAGUUUCCACAAGCAGAUGGAAAGCAAUCAUAUAGUACAGUCAGUCAGCCUCUAAAAGCAGCUGGCAAGCGACUUAAUGGUAUAGUUCAUCAUUCUGGAACCACAGUAGGAAGUCCAAGCAAGCCUGAUGAUUUGAAGAUAGCAGGCAAUAUGGCGCUCAAUAAUGAGCAGGUUUUCCCAAAACUUGGUGGUUCCAGACAAUUGGAUAAAAAGGAUGCUAAGCCUAAACCAAUAGUAAAUCCUAGUGGUGCAAGUCCUAUAAUGAAGACUAGUUCUCUUUCUAUUAUUUCCAAGACAAAUGAAGCUGACUGCUCAAAUGCUGUAGCUGAUGUUGUCACUAUUGGUUCAGUGCACAUCAAGGUUAAAGAUUUAGGUGAAUCUUCCUCUGGUUUUUUAACUUUUGGAACUGUUCCUGUUGAUCAGCAAGGACCAAAGCUGAACAAGAAAGCUUAGAAGUGGAAAAGAUACAGCCAACACCUUGGAAUGAAGUUGAGGUGUUGCAUGCACUAGAGUCUAGACAGGACUUUCUCUUUAUAAUUUUCCCGGCAUGGUGUUACCAUUACUCGUCAUGUUCUCUUCAUCAAAUCAGGCUAUUCCUUCUCUCUUAUCCUGCACAAGAUUAUAGAAAUUGUUUUCUGUUUACCUAGAUGUUAGAAUAUGUUCUGUCCUGCAACAACAUGGCAUAUCAAGUUGCUAGCCACAUCCAAAAUAGUUUUGUGGUUAGAUUUUUGGGUAGUAGUUCUAUGUUUUUGCUGAUGCUGAAACUUAUCCUGACGGUUUUCAAUUUGUAUACUUCAUAACCUUUCAUGAAAUUAAUCAAAUACAGAUGCCAACUUUCAACUGUCA
Messenger RNA from Phoenix dactylifera (date palm), 3277 nucleotides. NCBI's taxonomy places the organism in Eukaryota, Viridiplantae, Streptophyta, Magnoliopsida, Arecales, Arecaceae. The record is from RefSeq and is a predicted model, not a curated record.